UAAAACAACGCGAGAUCUUCGAGGGGAGAGAGAUUCAGAGAGAGGAACCGUUAAUACCGGCGACGGCGGCUCGAGCCAGAACCCGAUUCUCUCUCCACGAAUCCGCUGAACAAAGCGAAGGGUUCCAUGCUCUUGAGACUGCACAGAAACAUUACAGCUUGGUGGAGGUAUGACAUUAACCAGGGGCUCCUUCACUUAUUCAAGUGGAGAAGAAUACACCGGGGAAUGGAAGGAAGGUCGGAGGCACGGUAAGGGCGAGCUGAAGUUUGCUGAUGGUACCUGUUAUAAAGGUCACUUUGAGAAUGGCCUGUUCCACGGAUCAGGGGUGUUAGUCUUUCCCGAUGGAUCCAGGUACGAGGGAGAAUUUGCCCAGGGAAAAUUCCAAGGCGUCGGAAUCUUCAGCAGGUUUGACGGGAUGAAAUUUGAAGGGGAAUUCAAAAGUGGCCGUGUAGAAGGACAUGGACUGCUGACUUUCCCAGACGGCUCCCACGGUGCUCCGCGGAACGAGGGAAUGUUUGAGAACAACAAGCUUCUGAAACGUGAAAAGUGUCAGGCCGUGGUGCAGCGAGCCAAGAACUCAGCGUCCACUGCCCGCAGCCUCUCUGUAUGACAAACUGACCUCAGUGAGAGCACCCCCUAACUCAGGCCACCCCCCGAGUACAUUACGGACUGUACGGUCACUAGUAAAAGGAGCAAAUCUGAUUGUGGAUCUGCGUUCAGGGGCGAUCUCUGCCUUCACCACUCAACGGAGCUCAAACAAAAUGUGAGACCCAUCAAACCCUCAGGGACGGAUGAAAGUGUUUCCAUUCCUCACGUCUCUAUUUCACUCACAUUGUUGCUCUGCCUUGGUUUCCUCUGUGGCUUAAAACAUCGUAAAAUGAUGGACGUUUGUUAUGGAGGCACGGAUAAACUCAAGUCACCAUCGGAGGUACGGAAAUGUGGUCAGUGUGGUAAAUGAACUCGAUUUGCCUUUGUCAGUCUGCUUCUGCGAUUGUAUCACUUACAGUAUGUUUGUCUUUAUCUUUACUAUUGUUGCUGUUUGUGUUAUAAAUCAAUAUUGUCUUUAUUGCACAUUUGCCUUAGUUAUUGCAUUAAACGUCAGUAUUGCUGCUGGAUUAAAAUCUUUCUUGUUACCGAUGUGAACAGUGGUGAGGGAAAGGUUUCAGCUACUUAUUCUAAUUGUUUUAUUUAUUUGUUCAUUUCAUUCAUUUGAAAUGAGAACAUAUGAUUUACUAACACAUUAUAUAUUGUGAAAUAAUGGUUUUAGUUGUACUGAUUUAGGUGUUUACACUUUAUUUUACGAACUGACUGCUAAAGGUUCACUGUUCCCAUCAUCCGCAGUGUCAGACAGAAGCCUUAGUCACUAUCAUCUAAAAUAUACUGACACCAAAAAGAAUUUUGCACUGUUAUUUAUUAAUUUGAGCAGAGAAUCAAGACUGACAUGAAAAAUAAAAUGAAAUAAAAGUCAGAAAAGAGUCACCUAUUCUA
Messenger RNA from Pimephales promelas (fathead minnow), 1488 nucleotides. It is a transcript of the gene morn4, whose product is annotated as MORN repeat containing 4. Gene Ontology annotation, cellular component: cell projection. Gene Ontology annotation, biological process: response to axon injury. The record is from RefSeq and is a predicted model, not a curated record. NCBI's taxonomy places the organism in Eukaryota, Metazoa, Chordata, Actinopteri, Cypriniformes, Leuciscidae.